AUGGCAAAAUUCACUGAUGUUAUUCAAGGUAGGAGAAAGGUGGAAAAUGUUCGGUUACUUGAUCGUUUAUCUUCAAGGAAAGCUGUUCUGGGAACCUUGUAUUUAACAGCUACCCAUGUCAUAUUUGUGGAGAAUGGUUCUGAAACCCGUAAAGAAACCUGGGUUCUCCACAGCCAAAUUUCCUCUAUUGAGAAGCAGGCCACCACUGCCACUGGUUGCCCAUUGCUGAUCCGCUGCAAGAACUUCCAGGUCAUCCAGCUGGUCAUCCCUCAGGAACGAGACUGCCAUGACAUUUACAUAUCUCUGAUCCGUCUGGCACGGCCAGUGAAAUAUGAAGAGCUGUAUUGCUUCUCAUUCAAUCCAAAAUUAGAUAAAGAAGAACGAGAACAAGGCUGGAAGCUUGUGGACCUCAAUGAAGAAUAUAAUCGGAUGGGCGUUCCAAACAACUAUUGGCAGAUUUGUGAUGUAAACAGAGACUACGGAGUCUGUGACUCCUAUCCUACAGAAGUGUAUGUACCAAAAUCUGCAACUGCACACAUCAUAGUGGGGAGUUCUAAAUUUCGGAGCCGAAGGCGUUUCCCAGCUCUUUCCUACUACUGCAAGGAUAACAAUGCCUCCAUAUGUAGAAGCAGCCAGCCUUUAUCUGGCUUCAGUGCUCGGUGCCUUGAGGACGAACAGAUGCUCCAGGCCAUUAGAAAAGCAAAUCCAGGAAGUGAUUUCAUAUACGUUGUUGACACUCGGCCCAAACUCAAUGCUAUGGCAAACAGAGCAGCAGGGAAGGGAUAUGAAAAUGAAGACAACUACUCCAACAUCAAGUUUCAAUUCAUAGGCAUUGAGAACAUCCAUGUCAUGAGAAAUAGUUUGCAGAAAAUGCUUGAAGUUUGUGAGCUGAAAUCACCUUCAAUGAGCGACUUUCUAUGGGGCCUAGAAAAUUCUGGCUGGCUGAAGCAUAUCAAAGCCAUUAUGGAUGCUGGCAUUUUUAUUGCAAAGGCUGUGGCUGAGGAAGGUGUGAGUGUGCUUGUUCACUGCUCUGAUGGCUGGGAUAGGACAGCCCAGGUUUGCUCUGUAGCAAGCCUUCUAUUGGAUCCAUAUUACAGAACUAUGAAGGGAUUCAUGGUGUUAAUUGAAAAAGAUUGGGUUUCCUUUGGUCACAAAUUUAACCACAGGUAUGGCAAUUUAGAUGGCGAUCCAAAGGAGAUAUCACCUGUUAUUGACCAGUUCAUUGAAUGUGUUUGGCAAUUAAUGGAACAGUUUCCUUGUGCCUUUGAAUUCAAUGAGAGAUUCCUCAUCCACAUACAGCAUCAUAUCUAUUCUUGCCAGUUUGGGAAUUUCCUGUGUAACAGCCAGAAGGAGAGACGAGAGCUGAAAAUCCAAGAACGAACAUAUUCAUUAUGGGCUCACUUGUGGAAAAAUCGUGCUGAUUACCUGAAUCCUUUAUACAGGUCAGACCACAGUCAAAACCAAGGGACCCUGCACCCACAGAUAGCUCCAUGCAACUUCUUGUACAAGUUCUGGAGUGGUAUGUACAACCGCUUUGAAAAGGGGCUGCAUCCUCGACAGUCAGUUACUGAUUAUCUGAUGGCAGUGAAGGAAGAAACUCAGCAGUUGGAAGAAGAGCUGGAGGUCUUAGGAGAGCGAUUGGCGAAUCUUCAGAAAUCACAAUUAGGUGAUAAUAAAGUCAAGAGUAAGCAACAAGACCGAAGCAAACAGUUAAGGCUGUCUACUUCCAACAAUAGCUUAGCUAACACUCCCCAGGAGUAUAGCAACGAUCUGAAGUCAUUCCCAUCCUGGAGUCCUUCACAAGGGGAUGAAGAAGAUUCUGCCCUGAUUUUGACACAGGACAACCUGAAAAGUUCUGAUCCUGACCUCUCAGCCAACAGUGAUCAGGAGUCUGGUGUGGAGGACUUAAGCUGUAGGUCCCCAAGUGGAGGUGGCUGCUUGCCUAGUGAAGACAGUGGCAAGGACUCUGAUGAGGCUGUAUUUCUGGCAGGCUGAAACACCUUCACAGCAGCAAGGAUCCAGAUGAAGUUGAGUCUUACACAGUCUGGAAUGACAUCUUUUCAUCAGAUGAAGAAUGGAAGUGGUCUGUAGCCUAAAGAAAUAAUCCAAAGAAAGGGAACUGUGCAAUUGUGUAAGUAAAGAUCUAAGCAGAACAAGUUCAUUAAUUUUAAGACAUAAUGCUAAAAAAGGUAAUAUCUGCUGUUAUAUUUAGUUAAGCUAAUGUGAUAUUUGUUUUAUCAAUGCUGUACAUAAUUAUUCCUUACUUUGUACAUUUCCAUAAUUAUUUAUUGUACAAGAUAAUAGUUCUUCUCCAAAGAUGUGAAAUUCCAAAGUACUCUCUUACACAAGGUUGAAGAUGCAUUAGUGUUAGCCUUACUGGUGAAGCUGUCAAAACUUAUUUUUGUAGAGUUCUUCUGCCUUCAGACAUACUAUGUAUAUUUUUUUUUUCAUAAGAGGUGUUAAAUUUUGAAUUCAAACAAUUAUUUUGCAUAUCCUCCUACUAGAAUUCUUUACAGCAAAGUAAAACUAACAAAUUGACAUGCUGGCUAAGGGGACAAAUGAAGCUUUGAUCCUGAUAAAAAAAUCCUUUAGUAAGCAGUUUCUGCUGCUGCAUGUGAAUUCAUCCCAUUUCUACUUGGUUCUCAAGCAGUGUUGAAAGUUCAGUAGUUUCUGUGACCAAAACUUCAAAGGAAUAUAACAGUAUUCACACAGCCUUUGUGCUAAAGCAUCCCUUUAUAACAAAAGGUACAUUAGGCAGUUUACUCUAGCCUCUUUAUGUUUAGUUCUCAAGUUUGUUUCUAUCUUACCCUAGUUCCAAACCACCUACCUAAAAUUCUAAAGGUAGUAAAAUCCUAAAUUCUCCAGCCUAUUCUGAUUCCUACUUGAAAAUGUUUUAUUUGAGUUGAGUGAGAUACAUAUACAGUGCAGAGGAUAGCGAAUAUAAAACCACUUACAGAAAUCACUUACGAAAGCAUCACUUUGAAUUUGUAAGUAAAGGAAGGUUAUGCCCAUAAAGGAACUGUUAUAAAGAAUGUUCCUUCCAAAUUCUGUUGUUCAAAAUAAACUAACCAUUAGCAACCAGUUUUUCUGUCUUCACACAAAAUUUCCCUUUUAGUAUUUGCCAAACUGAAGAGCAUGGCAAUACUAAUUUAAGAACUGAUUCAACAUUUACCAGGAAGUUUAAUCUUGUUAUCAUAUUUUUAAGAAUAGGAGUAAUAGUUUUCAUAAUCAUCAGUACAGAGGUAAACAAGUGAAAAAUGUUUAAAAUUUGGAAUGUCUUGAAACUCACUAAAAAGGUGGCCAAAUUAGGCUGCAAUUCUUCCAAGUUUCUUUUUUAUUUUUAAAAAUUAGUUAAAGCAAGCAGUUAAAAAUAUAGUUCACAUGACUGCUCUUACCUGCUUGGAGACAAUGUGGUAUUGAACUCUAGUAAAGCAAAGUGGUAGUAAUGUAAGUUUACUUUGAUUGCAUUUCACAUUACUCCUCUGAAUACAGACUUACAGACAGAGUUGUAUUAUAUAAAUAUGCUUCAAUUUAGAAUUGUUAGAUUUUAUUACAUUUAUGGAAUGGUUUUCAUUCUGUUCUGUGAACUUACAUUAUUAAAAGUGAGUAUGUAAACUUCAGUAUUAUUAAUAUCCUCCUAAGGGAGCUGCUGUCUUUGAACAAAUAAUUCCUAACAGCAAGGUUUAUCUUAAUGUUAUAGUGGAAAGGCCAGAUCCUCAAUUUGAUAAAUCCCUAUAGCUCAAUUCAAAUAAAUACAACUCUAAGGUAUACUCUGUUGAGAAUCUAGCCUUCUGUUUUUAAUCUUUAUGAAUUUUUAAUAAAUGAAAUCCCUGAUUUUAAUUGCACUUUUAAAAAUGUUUUGUAUUUUGAACAUAGCCUGUAAAGUUUAUGUUAUUAGAGACUUUGAAUGCACUUUCUCAAACUAAAGAAAUAUGCUGCAAAGUCAGAAACGAAAACAAACCACACAAAUAUUCUACCUAAAAAUGAGUUUGAAAAUGGGCAUUGUUAUUGCACAUCUUUAAAAUAUAAAAUUAUAUAUGAUAUUGUGUCCUAUUAGACAUGUCCAGAAAUAAAUGCAGAACAGCAAGAUACGCAAAUUCAAAGCACUGUCUUUGUGUCGCUUAUGCAACUCCAUGUAACUAGCUUUACAACUAAAAUAUUAACAUAUUAACAUUUUCUUUAUCAAGCCUUCAUUUAGCAGCCCUCUGUGAUGUGUCUUUCAGCCUUUGAAAUUUUGCAUUAGCUGCUACUGUUUUCACUGUACUGCAUGUAUUUGUGGCAUUAUCAGGCUAAUGAGAAACACUUUCAAAUAAACACUUAGGUGUGAU
Messenger RNA from Manacus vitellinus (golden-collared manakin), 4328 nucleotides. RefSeq names its product myotubularin related protein 7 (gene MTMR7). Gene Ontology annotation, molecular function: phosphatidylinositol phosphate phosphatase activity. Lineage: Eukaryota; Metazoa; Chordata; Aves; Passeriformes; Pipridae. Bases 1 to 1995 code for a protein of 664 amino acids. The transcript has 14 exons. Gene Ontology annotation, biological process: phosphatidylinositol dephosphorylation. The record is from RefSeq and is a predicted model, not a curated record.